Thunnus maccoyii (southern bluefin tuna) is the source of this 1866-nucleotide messenger RNA. RefSeq lists its product as uncharacterized. Lineage: Eukaryota; Metazoa; Chordata; Actinopteri; Scombriformes; Scombridae. The transcript has 4 exons. The record is from RefSeq and is a predicted model, not a curated record. Bases 184 to 1476 code for a protein of 430 amino acids. Gene Ontology annotation, cellular component: spindle pole; centrosome. Gene Ontology annotation, biological process: spindle organization.
CAGUCAGACGCCACCGGCAGCCCGUCGUCGACGCGGGAGACUCAAACAAACAGUUAGUGGAGACAAAUAACUGUUACCUGAAUAUAAACAUAGUUAGCUGAGUUAGAUAAGUAAAGGUACGCUGAAAAGAAGCCUGAAAAAAGUCCUGUUCAUCUUUAUGAGCUCUUCUCAUCAGUCUCCAUAAUGAAGACCUCCAAACCAGUGCUGCAGACCUCUGCUCAGGAGGAAUGUGGUGUGUGGCUGGACACUGUGGAGCUGAAAGCUAAAGCCAAACAGAAAAGAGUUGCUCGUCCCAUUUCUAAGCUGCUGAACCCGUUCAUUGAGGGUAGAGGAUACAGUUUGGCUGUGGCGCUCAACUUCACUCAAACCAAAAUAGAAAUGCCAACGACUAGACAGACAUCCAUAUCAUCCUUCUUUGCACCUCAACGCAGAGUUCUUAACAAGAUGUCUUCAUCUGAAGCACCAGCACGGUCCACCUCAUCAUCUACCUCAGCUGAUCCCACACCCAUAGCAUCUGGUACAAAGCGCAGACGUGAUACAGACCGUGAGAUGUCUGAUUUUUAUGACUCAGAGGACCAAAAAGAAAAUGCUGCUGUGGAUCAUGAGUGGAGAUGUAAAAAUGUGACUAAGCCUGAAGCAGCAGUGUGGCAGGAGCAGGAUGAGACAAGCUAUUCGCCUCCUCAAAACGUGUACUGUGAAUUUGAAGAAGAGCAGUCUGAGGAGGUAAAGCUACCAGAAAGAAAGAGAAGACUCAUUGAAACCUCGUCAUUGCCAGGUGACAGUCAACCUGUUCCGCAGGCGUGGAGUCAGGACCCAUUGAUGGCCUAUGACAGUCAGUUUGACCUGACUAACCAGAAAUACACCAGAGCAAAGGACUUUAACGACUCUGAGCAAAGUUUCCUCAACAGUUUACAAAGUGAGGAGGCCUUUGUUACUCGGAUGGAUUUGGAAGGGAAAACUUCUACUCAAAAAUUCUUUAAACACUUCCAUUCUUCUCAGAUAGAUGAUGAGAACGUAUACAGCAGGUCAUUGUCUUCUAAUUCUCCAAGCAAGCACUCACCUCUCUCUCAUCUUGGACCUCUUUCAAAUCGUAAACAGACAGAACCAAAAACUGCAUCACCUCAAAAAAAUAUCCCAGAACAUCUGAGGAAAAAGGCAAAUAAGGAAGAAAUCCUCGACUCCCAGUUCAAAUGGAUAAAACCAAGUAGCUCCCCGUUAAAAAAACGAGCAGCAAAUCAGCAAGGCAGAGAGGUUGAUGAGGACAGUCUGGCCAUGCUGUUCACCCAGGACUCUGAGGGCUUCAGGGUGAUAGCACAUCGCGGUCUGCAAGCCAGGAGUCCACUUAAAGAUCAGAGUAACAUAAGUACUUGGACGGCGAAAAGAAGUUGUGCUUAUAAACCUGUGUUUGAGGAGGACGAGGAAGACGAGAUUCUCUUUACUCAAGAUUCUCAGGGAAAUAUAGUGAUCAAACACUGAGAGAAGACUUUGAAACUUGGUACCAGAUGUUUUACUGUAUGUGGAUUGUUGGUCUGUAGUUUUUUAAGCACAUUUGUGCCUCUUCCACAAUGUCAAAGCUUGAAACCAGUUGUCUUUUCUCUGACUGGCUUCUUACCUUUCUUCAUCUGUAGAUCUUUUAAAACGUUCUGGAGGUUUCAUUAUUUUUUCCAUGUCGGAGCUUGUUUUUGUUUGUUUGUUUGUUUGUUUUUUUGUAAUGCUACAUUAUUUCUUCCUGUUUGGUCUGUUUAUCCCACAACUUCUUUUUGAAAUAACACUGACAAGCAGGAAUUGAGGGUUUUGAUUUUAUUUGAAAAAUGAUACACAAUUACAUCAAAUUGUUUCCAUGUAAAUUAAAAGUUUUGAAAAGUA